CGUUGGGGAGAGAGAUGGGGAAGAGACGGCGGAGAGAUGGUUAAGGUAGGAGGAGCAACGACGGCGAAGAAGAAGAAAGGCCGUCCAUCUCUAUUGGAUCUCAAAAACCGUGUUCUUAAAAAAGAAGAGCUACAAAAUCAACAAAAAUUACAACGGAUAUCAACUCGUCGGAACCCUAGCUCUACCGCCGCCUCCAGUGGCUACUAUGUAUCGGCCAAUGAAGACGAGUACUACGACGAUGACGAUGAUGAGAGAAGAGAAAAGAAAGUCAAGCUCGUUGUUCGUUUGCCUCAGUCAAAUCAACUACAACAACAACAGGCUUCUUCUGAUUUAAUUAGAUAUUCCUCGGUUAAUUCGGCAUCCUAUUUCUCUGAAUUAAAUGAUGACGUUGACAAUUGGAAAUUCAACUCCGGAUCUGUUGAUACUAUCAUUGAUUACCAGGGUGAAAAGAUUUCAAAAGCCAUGGAGUCUUCUGGACCCACAACACCUUUACCAGACAAAAAGCUAUUGGAUUUCAUUCUUGACAGGCUUCAAAAGAAGGACACUUAUGGGGCGUUCUCUGAGCCAGUUGAUCCUAAUGAGCUUCCUGAUUACCAUGAAAUCGUUAAGCAUCCAAUGGAUUUUGGCACUGUGAAAAACAAACUUGAUGAUGGAGUCUAUUCAAAUUUGAAUGAAUUGGAGGCAGAUGUGUUAUUGAUUUGUUCUAAUGCAAUGAAGUACAACUCAUCUGAUACCAUUUACUUUCGUCAGGCAAGAAACAUACAAGAAUUGGCAAAAAGGGACUUUGGGAAUUUGAGGCAAGAGGGUGAAGAGGGGGAGCUGCAACCAAAAGUAGUGAAACGAGGCAGACCGCCAAGUAAGCACCUGAAAAAGCCACCUGGCAGACCCCCAUUGGAGCGUGUGGGCCCCGAGUCCGCCACUCUGGCAACUCCUGAAGACAACACAACGGAGUCUACUCCUUACAAUUUAAGAAGAGGACCCAUGUUGCAUAACAGCUGCAAUAGAGAACAACCCUACUCUGAAUUAUUAUCAGAGUGGAAUGAAGAGUUUCCAGUGCGCAUUCGGAGGGCGGAUAUGAAAUAUGGAAAUAUUAAAGAUUUUGUUAUAGAUGAGAGUAGGCGUGAGACUUACAAGCAAUAUUAUGUCUCCAACUUUUGUGGAGAAAAGAAGCAGUUAAUGGUGGUUGGUGAUGGUGAUGGUUAUGCUAGAAGUUUAGCUUGUUUUGCUGCUAAUCUUGGCCCUGUUGUCUGGAAAGUUGCGUUAAAGAAAAUGGAUAAAGCUUUACCUUGUGUUGAUGCACAAGGUACAACAGUAGAAUCCGAGGGUAUUUUUGGGAAAUCAUCUUGUUGGCAGCAGCUUGAAGGGGGCAAUGGAGAUGAGGGGAGGCAAUAUAGAUAAUGCAUAGGAAAGGGAUUGUAUGUAUAGAUUAGGUUUUGGUUUUAUGGGAAGUAUCAAAGUGUAUGUUUGUAAUAUUGGGAGUUUGAUGAAUCUGAAUUUUGGAAAUACGGGAAAAAAGAAAAGCAUUUUUGGGUUGAGAGAAAA
Lactuca sativa (garden lettuce) is the source of this 1542-nucleotide messenger RNA. RefSeq lists its product as uncharacterized. Gene Ontology annotation, molecular function: protein binding. The record is from RefSeq and is a predicted model, not a curated record. NCBI's taxonomy places the organism in Eukaryota, Viridiplantae, Streptophyta, Magnoliopsida, Asterales, Asteraceae.